AUGAUUGCUGGAUCGCCAACAGAGUACAGUACCAUCUGUACGGUACUUAAAACUGUGCAAGAAAUGUCCAAACAUCUCCAGCAGAGCACUGCAGUAAUCACAUUUGAUGUAACAAUUCAUUCCAAGGCAAAAGAAAUCCACUGGCGUUAUCCAGAAGCGUUCCAAAACCUAGCGAUUCGCUUAGGCGGGUUUCACAUAGCACUCAAUUAUUUGGCCUUGAUCGGAAAGAUGUUCCUGGAGAGUGGCUUAGAGGAUGUGUUCAUAGAGUCUGGCCUCUACGGAUCGAGCUCUGCUAUGGCACUAUUGCAGGGAAAAUCGUACAACAAGGGAAUUAAAGGACACAAAUUGAUUAUGGAGGUGCUUCUGCGUUUGAAAUGGGACGCACUUUGCUCCUGGGUUAGUAAAGGAGGAGGUGCAGGAGUCGAAAGCGAAGGAGGUUCUAUUCUAAAUCUCGAAAACUCUGUCAUAGAGCGCUACAGAACAGCAACAACAGCUGAAGAGAAGAAAGAGGCCUAUUUGCUCCUUUGUAACACCGCCACCCGUGUUGAGGGCCUAUUGACACGGUUUAAACAAGAAUCGUCAUCGAAACUUUUCAAGUUUCAGGACAAGUACAUCGAGAUGAUUCUCCUUCUUCUAGAGCUGAUUUGA
Messenger RNA from Porites evermanni, 648 nucleotides. The record is from the annotation of a GenBank genome assembly. NCBI's taxonomy places the organism in Eukaryota, Metazoa, Cnidaria, Anthozoa, Scleractinia, Poritidae.